This is a messenger RNA of Morone saxatilis (striped sea-bass), 3127 nucleotides long. RefSeq names its product glycogen synthase kinase-3 beta-like. Gene Ontology annotation, cellular component: cytoplasm; nucleus; cytosol. The transcript has 13 exons. The coding region runs from base 711 to 1955 and encodes 414 amino acids. Gene Ontology annotation, biological process: negative regulation of canonical Wnt signaling pathway; protein phosphorylation; regulation of neuron projection development. Gene Ontology annotation, molecular function: protein serine/threonine kinase activity; ATP binding. NCBI's taxonomy places the organism in Eukaryota, Metazoa, Chordata, Actinopteri, Moronidae. The record is from RefSeq and is a predicted model, not a curated record.
GCCGCCAGGUGUGCCAGGAACCGCCGCUGCGUCCACCGGAUCAGCCGCUGCCGUGGGGAGCAGCACAGGAAAGUCCGGGGUCCCGCAGGCCUCCGGCAGCAGCUCGUCGGGAUGCUCGAACCUAAAGCUAGCCAUUCACCGUCCGGCCGAUGGAUGUAUUCAGCCCUACUGAUGUCACACCAAGCAGCCGGUAACCAUUAUAACCCGGUGUAACGGCAGUAAAACGACUGAAUAACCAGAUGUAUUCAUGUUGAGUUGCUGUACGAGGACGUGUUUGAUGCCACUGUGGUCAGUAAAACGGUCUGUGUGGUUUCUUUGUGGCCAAGCUGGACUCAAAUACCUGAGCGUUUGAGUGCUGCAUUCACGGUUCUGGGUUUAUCUUUUGGAGAGGGGGGGUUGGUGUCUCUGAGAGCUGUCUGUGUGGCCCGCCUGGAGAAGGGGUCAGGACAGGAAAGUUACCUUUUCACCAAGGUCACCUGUGGGGCGCAGACUCAGCAGCAGGUGGCCGACGCCUGGAGGAUGCAAGUGAUGCACAACCAGCACAAGAGCCGGGGCUGUCUGCUGGGAUGGAGCAGGUUUCCUCUGUCUGAAAGCAGAGUAUCUAUCUGUGUGUGUGUGUUUAAUAUAAACCUUAUCAUCCAUUAGCAGGCAGUGGGUGUGUGACUUUGAUAUUAGAGCUCAAGUUGGGGUCAUCUCCAGUUCAAAGCAGUAUGACAACUUGUUUUCUCGUUCACCCUCAACAGCAGCAGGAGAGCAACACCUCGCCUGAAGCCCUUAAAGCCCAGAGCGUUGCCCUUUCGGCUGGAGACAGUGGGAAGGUGACGACGGUUGUGGCCACACCAGGUCAGGGACCGGACCGCCCACAGGAAGUCUCUUACACCGACAUCAAGGUGAUUGGCAAUGGGUCGUUUGGUGUGGUGUACCAAGCUCGCCUCAUCGACAGCCAGGAGAUGGUGGCCAUUAAGAAGGUUCUGCAGGAUAAGAGGUUUAAGAAUCGGGAACUACAGAUCAUGAGGAAGCUGGAUCACUGCAACAUUGUCAGACUACGUUACUUCUUCUACUCCAGUGGCGAGAAGAAAGAUGAAGUGUAUCUCAACCUGGUGCUGGACUUUGUCCCUGAGACGGUCUACAGGGUUGCCAGGCAUUUUAACAAGGCGAAGAGCAUCAUUCCUAUCAUUUAUGUGAAGGUGUACAUGUACCAGUUGUUUCGCAGUCUGGCUUACAUCCAUUCCCAGGGCGUGUGUCACAGAGACAUCAAGCCUCAGAACCUGCUUGUCGACCCAGAAACUGCCAUCCUCAAGCUGUGUGACUUCGGCAGCGCCAAACAGCUGGUCCGCGGUGAACCCAACGUGUCGUAUAUCUGCUCACGAUAUUAUCGCGCCCCCGAGCUCAUUUUUGGUGCCACAGACUACACGGCAAACAUUGACAUCUGGUCAGCAGGCUGCGUCCUGGCUGAGCUGCUGCUCGGACAACCCAUAUUCCCCGGUGACAGUGGGGUGGACCAACUAGUAGAGAUUAUCAAGGUGCUGGGAACCCCAACAAGGGAACAAAUCCGAGAGAUGAACCCAAACUACACAGAAUUCAAGUUCCCUCAGAUUAAAGCCCAUCCAUGGACCAAGGUGUUUAAACCUCGCACCCCUCCAGAAGCCAUUGCUCUCUGCUCCCGGCUGCUGGAGUACACGCCAGCCUCCCGGCUCUCCCCACUAGAGGCCUGUUCGCAUGCCUUUUUCGAUGAGCUGCGCCAGCCCAACACACGACUGCCCAGCGGCCGAGAUUUGCCGAUGCUCUUCAACUUCAGCCCCACAGAGCUGUCAAUCCAGCCCCAGCUGAACUCAACCCUCAUUCCUCCUCACGCUCGCUCUCAUACAGCUGCUUCCGCCCACGAUGGUACCGGUUCAGAUUCAUCCCAACACAAGGCUGCAGAUUCUCCACAAGAGGGAGCUCUUCAAUCAUAAAUUCCUAACUGUGCCAAUCAUAGUGAAACAUGUUCAGGAUGUGUUUCCUUUUGUCCUCUGUAAUCUCCCAUUUUAUUCUACAGUGAUCACAGGAAACGCAAUCACACUAAGAUGCUGAAAACUAAAGUCUUUAAAGUAAUACAUUUAAAGCUCAACACCCCCAAAGCAGCAGCUAUAGAAAACAAAAGGCCUCAAGUAGAGAUGAGGAUCAGGCUACAGAGGCCUAGAAGCAUCAUUUAUCUCUUUUUCCACCCCAGUAGCUGAUCUUUCUCUAUUACAAACCAAUGUUGCGGCAAUUUUAUCAUACUUCAUGCAGCUCCCUCUGGAGCCACAAAGGGUUCAAACAACUUGUUUUCCUCAUGCGCAGUAGAACUCCCCCAAAACCUUUAAACAGACUUUCGUGUGUACAGUUGUUGCAGUUUCUUGCCCGUAGGUGGCGCCAGUGAGACUGGAACUUCAGGUUUUUUGUGUCUUUUUUUUCUUCCACAUACUUGAUUGUUCUCGUUUUUGGAACAGAACUUUGUUUGUGUGUCAUGAUAGAUUGCAAUAUAUUAUUACUGUGCAGUAUUGAGAAAAAUGACGCUGGCAUUUCCACAGACGGUGUGAUGUCUGACUUUAGAGAUCUCAAAAGUGUUCAGUUGGACUAGAAAUCACAUUAUGGUGUCCAGCCUGUACUCAACACGGGCAUUUUGUAUUAUGUGCUGGACUGUAUUCAGAAUUGCUGCUAAUGAUUACAAUAUGGCAGAAACAGACAUUUGUGUUGAGACUGCAGACAGAGCCGUCUAUCAGCUCUGUGUGUGUGUGCGUGUGUGUGUGUGUGGUCAGGCAACAUGCAGAAAUGUUGCUCCGCUUGACCGACAGUUUCAAGUAAACUGAAUCUCAGAAAUUGUAGUUUUCUUUGUGUUUUUAAAUUCUCCGAAAAACUCAGUUGUGUGUUAAUAUAACCCUCCCUUAUUCUAACCGAGGGAGAUCUCUGCAUCUCUUAAUAUGUAACUUUUAUUUAAUUUUUGUACUCCAAUGCUGUUCGGUGUGGUGUCAUUCUGUCCUGGUGGACUGAUGUGUUGGAGUGACGGAGAUGGAGAAAGAGAGAGAAAGAAACACAAACCUGUUCGUCUCUGUUCUGUGUGUGUAUGAUAUGGACUCAUUUACUGUAAUAAAGUGAUGAAACUGUG